AUGGGGCCUUCGAUGCUUCGGUCGCUUGCCACCCUCCCUACACGGGCUGAAAACCACCUCGACCUGCUGGGCGAUAAUCCUGACAGACUCGACGGAGCCAAAUGCUGCAUUGAUCAUAGCGCGUUUACAAAUGAUCAUCUCAUUGAUGACGAGCUGUCUAGUCACCUUGGUAGGGUGUAUUACGGGAUCUUACCCGCCGCCAAAGACGACAUUGUCACCAAUUAA
Clonostachys rhizophaga is the source of this 225-nucleotide messenger RNA. NCBI's taxonomy places the organism in Eukaryota, Fungi, Ascomycota, Sordariomycetes, Hypocreales, Bionectriaceae. The record is from the annotation of a GenBank genome assembly.